Diatraea saccharalis (sugarcane borer) is the source of this 2203-nucleotide messenger RNA. The record is from the annotation of a GenBank genome assembly. NCBI's taxonomy places the organism in Eukaryota, Metazoa, Arthropoda, Insecta, Lepidoptera, Crambidae.
GUGAUAAACUCUGCGACAUCACCGACCUAUAAUCUUCUGUUUUUGUAUUUCAUGUAAACAAAGCGAAGAUAGUUUACAACUUACAGUUUAGCAGACUGAAGUUUAAAAAGACUCCAAAAAUAACUGUACUGACCAUAGAUUGGUUUUCAUCUAUGGUCCGUUUUGAUCAUAAUAAUUAUAAUCAAAGAUAUUUACAGGACAAAUGAUUUUAUAUUUUGAGAGUAUUUGCCUUUAUUUAUUUAAAUUCACCUACAGUUACCGCUAUAUUUGAACAUACCAUAAAUCAUAAUUUUACAUAUUAUUUUCUUUUUAUAUAAUGAAAUGUUUAUCUACAAUCAAUAAUACACUUAAAUAUCAAUGUAUAUAUAUAGGAUUUUUUUUUCUUUUAGGUAAACAUUUUGUACCUUUGAAUUUUUAAUUAUGUUUGUACAAAGUAAAUUACAGUAUGGAUAUAUAUAUACAUACAUAUUCUUUGCUCACCAGCUAAUUUAUCAAAGGAUUUUUUGUAACCAUAGAAACCGCUUCUCGUUGCCAUGGCAAUGUUUAUUUCAGUUGUCAAUAGCGUUCCAACAAGUGCACAUAAAGAAUAAUAGUAUUUUUAUAAAAUUAUGUAUGACAAAAUAAGUGUCUAAAUAAUAAAUUAAUGUUAAAGUUUAUGAAAUAGAUAUAAAUACAAGUUUUUGAAGAAAUAAUAAGUAUGUAUGUUGCACGUAAAAAUAUAUAUUAAUGUUACUUGAUUGCUUUGAAAGUUUAGUCCUGAUUACAGAGUUUGUACUAGAUUUCUGAAUUAUUACACUUUUCGGGAUUGCAGACAGUUUUUGAAAAUCGCUAGGAAUGAUCAAUAGAAUAAAAAAAUUUCACUAUUAUUUUAACCUGUGUCUGUUUAACAUUGUAAUCUCUAAGAAGAAACUAGUUAAAAUAAUUAAUUAGCUUUAGUCUUUUAAAUGCACAAAAUUUAGAAAAAAAAAACUAUUUAAUCAUAUAUAGAGGUACUCAUGUUUGAGUAAUCUUUUUGCUUUCAUUCCAAACUCCGAUAAAAUCUCAGGAGUUUUCACUGGAAAUCACUCUCGGUUUCUUCAGAUAUAUAUUUGUUCCAUAGAUUUGCACGCCGAUGUAUUUUUGUAUUUAACCAUUUUACGGUAUUCGAUUCCUUUUCCUGUUAGAAAUCUAUAUUAUUAUUAAAGUUUGAGAAUAAAAAAAAACUUGCAUUUACUAUUCUAAUAGUGUAAGAAACAUGUAAUAACUGUGCUGAAUAAAUACUAUAAUUAUGAUGAAUAUAUACCUUUUUAAGUGCAUACAAAAACUAAGUUGAAGGUUUACGCAGACCAAUAAAACUGUUUUUACAUUUAAUCUGAUUUUUAAACCCGAAAAUUUCGCCAAAGAACUAUUGGUGGCAUAGAUGGCAAGCAGUAGAGGGGCGCGGAAACGUACCCGAGGCGGUGCGAGCGGUGCGAGCGUUACAAGCGAAGCGAGCGAUGCGAAGCGAUGCCCGCCUCGGUUCACAGGAGGUGCUCGCUCGCAGCUUACUCUCGCCAGCAUCACUCGUGCGGGAUAUGAUGAUGAACUAGAAAAAGACAGCGUGCUGCUGCAGGCUGCCAAGAACUACUACCCUGAAGGUAAUUGCUAUACCCCUGCCACAAAAUCAAUGCGUUUGAUCAACAUGCCACCGAAGAGACGUCCUCCACCCAAGCUUUACGGGCCUCUGGGGGAUAACGGAGAGUUGCAGUUCCCGCCUCCCAAGUCUUGGCAGGAAAGGGAGAGAGAGAGUGCUAGCCUGUGCUCGCCUGUGCUCGCAUGUGCUAGCCUGUGCUCGCAUGUGCUAGCCUGUGCUCGCCUGUGUCUGCCUGUGCUCGCCUGUGCUAGGCUGUGCUGGCCUGUGCUAUCCUAUCCUAUCCUAUGCUAUCCUAUCCUAUCCUAUACUCGGCCUGCCCCCUCUCUAAGCGCUACGCACUAUAGCAAAAGUGUCGUGAGGAUUAUUCGUGACGCUCGCCUAGCCCCCUUAGCCAGCGUACCGCGCGAUAAGGAACUUCGUUACAAAAACCUUGCGAGAAACUAUUGUUUGGUCUACAUAGAAGAUUUAGUAUCCGGCGCAUAUGAUAUAAAGGAAAAAGCUGAAGCAGAAGCGAAACGGAAGAGGAUAGAGAAAAGAAGAAAAGAGAAGGAAGCUGCUGAGAUUGCAGCAAAAGAAGCUCUCAAAAAGUAA